AAGAGAGGUAACUUUGGACAAAAUGGCAUGGCGAAGGGUCGGAAUAAUAAUGGAAACGUUCCAUUUGCGACCAGUGAAAUCAAUGAAAUUUACAUUUGAUCCGUUUACAACGAAUGUUCGAUCAAUUAGAGAACUUCUACAUAUGGUACAUUCUCCAAAAGUUAUAGCAACAAAUGAUUUGGUAGCUCUUAGAAUUAAUGUCAAAUCUAACCGGUGUGAACCAGUUGUAGAUGUUGACUUCGCUGAUGGAGAAAAGUUGUUAUUAAAAACCAAAAACUUAACUACUAUGGAAAUGUUAGAAAAACUGACUUUAUUUUGUAAUGCUAAAGACAUUAAACGCGAAGAAAUUACACAUAUCAAUACAAAAUUAGAGAAGAAAAAGCCUGGGAAAAGAAAGAAAUAAGACAAAUCAAUUUGUAGUAUUUUAAUGUAGACAAUUAUUGUGAGACAGUAUGUGAAAUUUUGUUAAUAUGCGUGAUCGUUUUUUUUUUUUUUUUUUUUUUUAUGAAAAUAUACCUGUUUCAAUACAAAAGUACAACUAAUUUGUUAGUUACUUGAACUUCUCAAUUGACAAGUGAGGGGUUGGGUGGCUGAAUGGUUAAAUUGUGAAUGUUAGAUCACAAGAUUUGUCAUUGAGUCAAGUGGUGUGGUUUCGAUUCCAUGCUUGUAUGUGACAAGUAGACCUUAGCAUCACAUGUCUAACCUCAUUGGCGUGCAAAUUAUUGAAAUAAAAAAUUGAACCAUAUGUUAGUCCCAAAAUGACAUAGUUUGUGUCAAUUUGGCAUUAAACCCCAUUUCUCUCAAUUGACAAGUGGCUUCAGAUUUUCUAGAAAGUAAACAUACACUGCCUUAUGCAUUACACCUGUCACUACUACAAGCUAAGUGGAUUAAUGACUUGUGCAUAGAUUUCAGAAGCUGUGGAGCUUUUACUAUAAAUUGAUUUCAUCCUGCAUGAUUAAAUAAUUAAUUAUGUUCAUUUAAAAACAUAACUAUGUGUUUGAAAUCCAUGGUACAAUUGAAUAUUCUACCUCAUACAUGUAAAAUAAGUCCUGACUUGAAAAAUAAACCUGUUUACUUAUAUUUCGGAGAGUGACCAACACAAUAUGGAACAUGUCAUAAUGAACAA
Molecule: messenger RNA, 1126 nt
Organism: Patella vulgata (common limpet)
Lineage: Eukaryota; Metazoa; Mollusca; Gastropoda; Patellidae
Product: 39S ribosomal protein L53, mitochondrial
Exons: 3
Coding region: 23-403 (126 amino acids)
Cellular component (GO): mitochondrial large ribosomal subunit
Source: RefSeq, a predicted model, not a curated record